Cercopithifilaria johnstoni is the source of this 1437-nucleotide messenger RNA. The record is from the annotation of a GenBank genome assembly. NCBI's taxonomy places the organism in Eukaryota, Metazoa, Nematoda, Chromadorea, Rhabditida, Onchocercidae.
AUGUUGUUGAUUUCGAUAGCAGCUGUGAUUGCUUUAGCAAAUAUUGAGGUGGUAUCAAGCAAAAUUAUACAUAAUACUGAUGAAGAAGUUAAUAUUGAUAGUAAUCGAGGAACACCGAUCGAUCAGAUGAAAGAUAUUCGUCAGUCAUUGUUGAUUGGUGGCAAACAUGACGUGGAACAAAUUGAUAGUAUGGAAUUUGAGGAUAUGUCAUGGCGUGCUGCAAUCGAAAUGAAUCGAGCAUCAAAUGAUGCCUAUCAUUGGAUACCCGUGAAAGUUUUACGUAUAACAUCACAAGUAGUAGCUGGCAUCAAAUAUGUCCUUGAUGUUCUUGUGGCACAAUCAAAUUGUUCCAAAAAUUCAGUUUCUCAUAAUGAUAUACGACGAACUGUGGAUUGCAAGAAAACUGCAAGUUACGAACAACAAGUUUGCAGAUUUGAAAUAUAUCAAAGGGCAUGGGAAAAUAUUGAAGAAAUAACAAAUAUUGGAUGUGAUAAGAAACACUUGGCUAAUUCUGAACGUCAGAUAGAGCCAAAAAUUGUUACGGAAGGACAUCGACUUCGCAAUAACAUGGAUAAAUUAGCCAUCAAAAGAUUUCGAAUUUAUAAGCGAAAUUUACGCUUGGCAAAAUUAUGGCAAACAAAUGAACAAGGUACAGCAGUUUAUGGUGAAACACCUUACAGUGAUAUGACCCAAGAAGAAUUCAGAAAGAUUAUGUUACCGUACAAAUGGCUUUUGGAUGAGAAUAGGAAACAUUUGGCAGAUUUAGUAGAAUAUGGCGUUGAUGUUGAUGAAAUACCUGAAUCGUUUGAUUGGCGUGACAAAGGUGUGGUAACGGAAGUCAAAAAUCAAGGCUCUUGUGGUAGUUGUUGGGCAUUUUCGGUGACAGGAAAUAUCGAAGGUGCCUGGGCAAUUAAAAAAGGUAAACUGAUAUCGUUAUCAGAGCAAGAGCUAGUUGAUUGUGAUAUUAUUGACCAAGGAUGCAUGGGUGGUGAACCGUUGAACGCUUAUAAGGAAAUAAUACGAAUGGGUGGAUUAGAAUCAGAAAAAGAUUACCCUUAUGAUGGUCGCGGUGAAAAAUGUCAUUUGGUACGAAAAGAUAUUGCUGUAUACAUUAACGGUUCCCUGCAACUGCCAGAUGAUGAGCGUAAAAUUGCAGCGUGGCUUGCUAAAAAAGGGCCCAUCUCGAUUGGUGUGAACGCUAGCCCAUUACAGUUCUAUCGGCAUGGAAUCUCACAUCCAUGGCAAAUAUUCUGUUCACCGCAACACUUAAAUCAUGGUGUUCUAAUUGUUGGUUAUGGCGAAGAAGCAAAUAAGCCAUACUGGAUUAUUAAGAAUAGCUGGGGCACAAAAUGGGGUGAAAACGGAUAUUAUCGAUUAUAUCGGGGCAAAAAUGUUUGCGGUGUUAAGGAAAUGGCUACAACUGCCAUUGUUCUAUGA